AUGGUGCGUGAUGUGGUUUUCGAUCAAGAAAUCAUCGAUGUAAGCAAGCACCCUAAAAUGUCUUGUACAUUUCGCGUUGGAGCUAAUGGAGUUCAAUACGUCGAGCCAAAGUGGAAUGGUGGCUUAUUCAACGCUCAUCCUGAUUACUACAUUCUUAGUGUGCAAAAAAUGGCACAAGAUGGAGUGAUCACAACUAGUCUGGAAUUGAAAAAAACAGUGUACGAUCAAAAUAUCCUGGGUAGCUACUAUUGCGUUUUUUCAAUAAUAUCUAAACUUGAAGUGACUGGAGUUCCAUUACUAUCAGCUUAUUGA
Protopolystoma xenopodis is the source of this 312-nucleotide messenger RNA. Lineage: Eukaryota; Metazoa; Platyhelminthes; Monogenea; Polystomatidea; Polystomatidae. The record is from the annotation of a GenBank genome assembly.